ACUUUCAAAGUAUUCCUCUUCUUUGAGGCUGUGCUGACAGAAGUGCAGCACGUUGAUGCUUGAGCCCAUUGUCACAGAAAGGGGACCCCUGCUGGUUGCGCACGGAAACACAGAGCUUAGGGAGACCACAGCCCUGUGAGCGCAGCGCCGUGCGAGCGCACCGAGUGGGAGGCGACAGCCUGCACAGCCCCACGCAGACUCACACGGCUGUUUGAUUGCUGUUUGUUGUGGUCGGAGGAAGACAUCAAGGAGCCGCAGGGGGAAAAAAUGGAAGAUGAGAGCAGGAGGAAGAUGAAGGAGAAAUUUGGCCUGAGACGGGACAUCUUUAAAGAGUUCCUGGCGGAAUUUCUUGGGAUAUUUAUCCUGAUACUCUUUGGAUGCGGUUCAGUGGCUCAGGCGGUGCUGAGCAAAGGGGCUCUCGGGGAGCCACUCACCAUCCAUGUGGGUUUUACUCUGGGAGUCAUGAUGGCCGUCUACGUUGCAGGGGGAGUGUCAGGAGGUCACGUGAACCCUGCUGUCUCCCUGGCCAUGGUCAUUUUAGGAAAGCUGCCACUGAAGAAGUUUCCAGUGUACGUCGCAGCUCAGUUCUUGGGGGCUUUUGCUGGAUCCUGUGCAGUCUUUGGGUUGUAUUAUGAUGCUUUGAUGGAAUUCACCAAUGGAGAGUUUGCAGUGACUGGAGCCAAUGCAACAGCUGGAAUAUUUGCAUCAUAUCCUGCAAAACAUCUUUCUGUCCUUAAUGGAUUCGUUGAUCAGGUCAUUGCAACUGCUUCAUUGGUCCUGUGCAUCCUGGCCAUCACCGACAGAAAGAAUAUUGGUGCCCCCAAAGGCAUGGAGCCUCUGUGCAUCGGCUUGAUCAUCUUGGCCAUUGGAGUGUCCAUGGGUCUGAACUGUGGAUAUCCCAUAAACCCAGCACGAGACCUCGGCCCGCGGCUCUUCACAGCGGUUGCUGGGUGGGGCAUGGAUGUGUUCAGGGCUGGAGGCUGCUGGUGGUGGAUUCCUGUGGCAGGACCCAUGGUGGGUGGAGCGGUUGGAGCUGGGAUUUACUUUCUUAUCAUUGACCUGCACCAACCUGAGUCUGACAGACAGGUGGACAACAACGUUCAGGACAAAUAUGAAAUUGUUACUAUGAACUAAACCUUUCAUUAACAGAGCAGAUUCGAAUUAAAAAAGGGCAAAGCGAGCACUGUCACAUUUUUGGAUUCAGGAAAAAAAUAAAAUAAAAUGGCUGCAUUUGAUGCAAAACGUUCACACCACAUAUAAGAACAGUUUCACAGUAUUAUAGAUGUAUUUAUAUAUGCAUGAAUGUUUGCUGGAGAAUUUUUAACUUAUUUUGUACAAGGGUAGCCCGUAUAUACAUACAUUUAUAUGUGCAUUUGUUUUAGUUUUAGAUUAUAGAUGAGAAGGGUUUUAUUAAUUGUUAAAAACAGUAUUUAUAUGCAAACAGUUAUUUUUAAACCUACAAAAUAAUACUUUGUCUACUGAUUAAAGAAGCAGCAACAAAAAAAGGCACAAAAUCUUUACAGUAUAGCAAAGCUUUCCUUCACUGUCAUUCAUAUGAUAUAAUUUUUAGAUUAAAACUACAACAUAAGGCUCUCAAUGUUUUUUUUAUUUUACAAUAUAUUUUAUUUCAUUUCCAAAAGAGAAAAUACAACAAGACAACUUACGCAGGGGAAAUGAAAGGAGAAGAAUGAAGAAAAACUGCCCAGGUAUAUCUACAACUAUGUACACAUUGUUACUCAAAAUAAGUAUAUAAACAUCAAAAACAAUUGAGAAUAACAUAAAAAACGAAGGAAUUGAUAAAUAAUUUAUUUUUACUUUUUAAGCAAAACUGUGGAUAUUAUUUUUAUUCAUAGCAACAAAAAUUAGAAAUUGCCUGCGUUACAAAAUUAUUUUGGAUCAUUAUUAUGGAUCACCAGGAUAAUUCUUGGUUGCAGUCUAUUUUAUUUUCUGACUUUUUUAAAAAUUUUAAAGAAUAUCAGUUUGGAGAGAGGGUCAUGUUUAGAAAACUGCACAUUGUUCAAAUAUUCCAUAAAAAACUAUUAUUUUAGUCUCAAAAUUUGUGAUUGUUAGAGAAUUUUUCAAUUGUUACUGUCUAACAUUUUGAGCUGUGAAGUAAGAGUCCAUCCUGACUUCUGCGUUAACUCUCUUUUACAUCAUUCAGGAACCUAUUUUGAGGUGUUUUUACAUUAAAUGUCACUGUUUAGUGAUUUCUCUAAUUGUCUGCUUUGGGGGUUUCCUCUUGUUUGACUGUUGCAGUUUGUUUACAGCAAUAUACCAAAAUACAUUUAGUUACCAUAAAGCUGGAAGUAGAUAGUUCAGAUUUUAUUUGUUGUUCAUCAAAAAAAGAAAAAAAAGUAACUUUUACACGAUGUUUUGAUAUGUUUUUGUUGUGACUUUCUUACAUAUUUUGUAUCCUUUCCUUUGCAUGCUUGUAAAAAGGCUUUGUUCAUUUAUUGUGUUUAAAGUGUCGUAGCUUUUUUUUUAAAUACACAUAGCUAAUCCAGCCUUAAAACUUCAACUGCUGUGGCGUACUUUUUCACUAAUGACAAUAAUUUCUAUGAUACAAAAAUGUAUUUUUGUAACCUACAUUAUGUAGUUUUUAGGUACAACUUUUGUACUAAAAAAGCAAAAGUAAUUAUUAGGCAAAUACAAAAAAGAAUUACAUUUAUUAGUCUAAUAAAAAUACUGGCAAUGAAAAGAUGACCUUUGUCAGUUUUUUAAUUUGUUAUGAAAGGAGAGUAAAAUGUUUUGAAAGGGGCAAAACCACAAUUUUGCAAACACAAAUUAGACUGCUAACAUGUUUUAGAAUUAAUUUAAGGAGUUGGACAAAUAGAGCUCACUUUGUGAGUAUUAGCAGCAAGAAGCAUGCAGACCUCUGCUAACACAACUACAGACUGUUGCUAUUACCUGAUGUUUUAGCCACACAGUGAUAUUGUAAUCAUCAAAAGUGGGCCAUUAUAUUGCAUGGGGCCUCAAGUUCUUUUAUCUACCCGACACAAAAAUGUUCCUGCUGUUUUAUUUUGUAAUGUAACCAUUAUUCUUUUAUUUUCAUAAUGCAUUUAAUUCUAUAAAAUUUUAAUUAUCUGCAAUAGAUGCAACAAGGCAAGACAACACCACAGUUUCUUCAGCAAAAAUGCAUAAUUUGUAAAUCACUAAAUCUGUCACUUCUUUCUGUCACAAUAAACAAAUAAAACCAUAUUU
Messenger RNA from Oryzias melastigma (Indian medaka), 3201 nucleotides. It is a transcript of the gene aqp9b, whose product is annotated as aquaporin 9b. The transcript is spliced from 6 exons. Gene Ontology annotation, biological process: water transport; glycerol transmembrane transport. Gene Ontology annotation, cellular component: plasma membrane; basolateral plasma membrane. Lineage: Eukaryota; Metazoa; Chordata; Actinopteri; Beloniformes; Adrianichthyidae. Gene Ontology annotation, molecular function: urea transmembrane transporter activity; water channel activity; glycerol channel activity. The record is from RefSeq and is a predicted model, not a curated record. Bases 268 to 1134 code for a protein of 288 amino acids.